Messenger RNA from Exophiala spinifera, 600 nucleotides. RefSeq lists its product as uncharacterized. The record is from RefSeq and is a predicted model, not a curated record. The coding region runs from base 1 to 600 and encodes 199 amino acids. NCBI's taxonomy places the organism in Eukaryota, Fungi, Ascomycota, Eurotiomycetes, Chaetothyriales, Herpotrichiellaceae. The transcript has a single exon.
AUGUCGUCUCCUCCUCCCACAACUCCAGCGGUCAUCGUUCACAUAGACGGCGCCGGUGGCAUCGACAAGAGCUAUCGCGAGCGUCACCCCGUCCUCGAUUUCCUGUUCACGCACCAAGAAGCGUUCGACCACGGCACCAUGAAGACCGAGCCGUACACCCAAUUCCACACUUCGGACUUCGUCUUCACCAAGUCCGACGGCACCGUCCUGCCCGCGGGCGAAGAGUCCUGGAAAGGCUGGCUGGAAGGCUACGCCCCGUUCACCGAGCACCUCCACGAGGCCCGCUACUGCUGCGUCUACGAGCGGCGGCGCGACGACGACGACGACGCCGGCGGGUCGACAAGUUUUUGGGAAAUGUUGGGCAUAGCCAACGUUUUCGCCGACCUCCCCGCGCCGGGGGAGAAGACCAAGACGGAUCUGUCCGGCCGCAAGUGGGACGUCGCGGUCCCCGGCGCGUUCCUCUUUACUUGCGUUGCGGACCCGGCUGGCCCGAAGGGCUUCAAGGUCAAGUCGAUGACGCUGUAUGGGGACGGGACUCCCGUGGUCGGCGAGAUGAUCAAGCGUGGAAUGGUCAAGCCUGAGGAUCUUCUUGCAAAGUAG